Molecule: messenger RNA, 1296 nt
Organism: Ordospora colligata OC4
Lineage: Eukaryota; Fungi; Microsporidia; Ordosporidae
Product: seryl-tRNA synthetase
Exons: 1
Coding region: 1-1296 (431 amino acids)
Biological process (GO): seryl-tRNA aminoacylation
Cellular component (GO): cytosol
Molecular function (GO): serine-tRNA ligase activity; ATP binding; tRNA binding
Source: RefSeq, a predicted model, not a curated record
AUGAUUGACAUAAACCUGAUCAGAGAUGAUAGUACACGAUGCAAGGUGAUAGAAAGUGAGAAGAAACGGUUUAGAGAUGGAAGGGCAGUUGACGAGGCGCAUGAACUUGAUAGGAAAAGAAUAAGGAUGAACUUUGAGCUUGAUGAGAUAAACAAGAAAGUGAAUAAACUUAAUCGGGAGAUCAAGCAGCACUUCAAGGAUGGCGGGAAAAAAGAAGAUAGUGAGGUAUGUAGCCGUGUGGAGGAGUCUGAGAGACUGUGUAAUGAAGCUGAUGAUCUGAAGGAGCAAGUGAAGGGGGUCGAGAUGAACUUGGCAAGGGUGAUGAAAGGAAUAGGAAAUUUGGUGUUUGAUGAGGUUUUUGUUAGCAAUGAUGAAGAGAACAAUAUGGUGGUUGGGUCUUACAGGAGUGAAAGGCGACUUGAGCAGAAUCCUGAGCCUUUUUCUGUGCUUAUGAAGGAUUAUACUUAUGCAGCGGCUGGAGCAAAGGUGGUUGGACACCGUGGAUAUUAUUUGUCUGGUGCGAUGGCAAAGUUAGCGCAAGCGCUUGGAAGAUAUGCGAUUGACUUUCUUGAGAAACAUGGAUAUGUGUAUAUACAGACGCCUGUGAUGCUGAGAAGAGACGUUAUGGCAAGGACGUCGCAGCUAAGUGAUUUUGACGAUCAGCUGUAUAAGGUUGAGGAUGACAUGUACUUAAUAGCAACGUCUGAGCAAUCGCUAUCUGCGCUGUAUAUGGAGGAAAGAAUUGUUCCUCAGGAUCUUCCGAAAAAGUUUUGUGGACAAUCUCUUUGCUUCAGAAAAGAGGCAGGUGCACAUGGAAAGGACAAUGCAGGAUUAUUCCGAGUUCAUCAGUUUGAGAAGAUUGAGCAGUUUAUUGUGUGUGGGCCUGAAGAGUCUGAAAAGCAUCAUAAAGAUAUGAUGAGGAUAUGCGAAGAGUUUUACCAAUCACUUGAUAUAAGCUACAAUGUAGUGAGUAUUGUAUCAGGUGCGCUUAAUGAUGCAGCAGCAGUCAAGUAUGAUCUCGAAGCGUUUUUCCCAUGCUCUGGUAAGUACCGGGAGUUGGUUUCAUGCUCUAAUUGCACAGAUUAUCAAUCACGUGAGCUUGACAUAAGGUAUGGGAUUGGAAAGGACAACAAGCGUAAGGUGUACGUGCAUUUGCUGAAUGGAACGAUGUGUGCUAUUCAGAGGACACUUUGCUGCAUUGUAGAGAACUACCAGUGUGCAGAGGGAGUAAUGAUUCCGAAGGUUCUACAAGGAUAUUUUGGAGGCAGUAUUAUCAGCAACACACCAAAUAAAUGA